CUGGCUGCUCGGGGAGCCGGUGCUGUGGCUGGGCUGCUGCGCCGAGGAGCUCCUGAGCUGGAAGAGGCCGCUGCGCAGCCUGCUCGGCUUCGUGGGUGCCAACUUGCUGUUCUGGUUCCUUGCAUUGACUCCAUGGAGAGUAUAUCAUCUGAUUUCGGUCAUGAUCCUUGGGCGUGUUAUUAUGCAAAUAAUAAAGGAUAUGGUUUUGUCUAGAACAAGAGGUGCACAGUUGUGGAGAAGCCUCAGCGAAAGCUGGGAAGUCAUCAAUUCCAAACCGGAUGAAAGACCCAGACUCAGCCACUGUAUUGCAGAAUCAUGGAUGAAUUUCAGCAUAUUUCUUCAAGAAAUGUCUCUUUUUAAACAGCAGAGCCCUGGAAAGUUUUGUCUCCUGGUAUGCAGUGUGUGCACAUUUUUUACAAUCUUGGGAAGUUACAUUCCUGGGGUUAUACUCAGCUAUCUACUGUUACUGUUUGCGUUUUUGUGUCCACUGUUUAAAUGUAAUGAUAUUGGACAAAAAAUCUACAGCAAAAUCAAGUCAGUUCUGUUGAAACUAGAUUUUGGAAUUGGAGAAUAUAUUAAUCAGAAGAAACGAGAGAGAUCUGAAGCAGAAAAAGAAAAAAGUCACAAAGAUGACAGUGAAUUAGACUUUUCAGCUCUUUGUCCUAAGAUUAGCCUCACGGUUGCUGCCAAAGAGUUAUCUGUGUCUGACACAGAUGUCUCAGAAGUAUCCUGGACUGAUAAUGGGACCUUCAACCUUUCCGAAGGUUAUACUCCACAGACAGACACUUCUGACGAUCUUGACCGGCCUAGCGAGGAAGUUUUCUCUCGAGAUCUUUCAGAUUUUCCAUCUCUAGAAAAUGGCACGGGAACAAAUGAUGAAGAUGAAUUAAGCCUUGGCUUGCCCACUGAGCUCAAGAGAAAAAAGGAACAUCUGGAAAGUGGUCACAGACCAAGCAAAGAGAGACAAUCAGCAGCUGGUCUCACCCUUCCUCUGAACAGUGACCAAACUUUCCACUUGAUGAGCAACCUGGCUGGGAACGUCAUCACAGCUGCAGUGACUGCUGCUAUUAAAGACCAGCUAGAGAGUGCUCAGCAAGUACUUGCUCAAGCUGCACCCAGCCCAGGGGAGGACACAGACACUGAAGAAGGUGAUGACUUUGAAUUACUUGACCAGUCAGAGCUGGAUCAAAUUGAGAGUGAAUUGGGACUUACACAAGACCAGGAAGCAGAUGCACAGCAAAGUAAGAAGUCUUCAGGCUUCCUUUCAAAUUUCCUUGGAGGCCAUUAAUCUGGGAAUCAGCCUGCAGCAGCACAGAUAAACCACCAAAAAAUUUCAAACAAGACAAAAAAAAAAAAAAAAAGACAAAAAAAAGGAAAAAAAAUUGAACUGUGAGCUUUAAUGAUUACUUUAGAUUUUUAUUUUCCCUUCUGCAGUGAAUUAAUUGGAUAUAUUUCAGCUGACACUGAUAGAUUGAUAUUUCUGAUAGUUAUUUUUACGUAAUAAGCAUGGAAAUGAACUUUAUAUAUAUAUAUAAAUAUAUAUAAAUACUGUGUUGUCAGAGAAUAUUAGGGGCUGUUUUUAAAGCAUAAAGGAAAGAAUACCCAAAUACCAAAUUAUUAAGAUCCUUCUAUAAGUAUUCUCUUUUUUUACUUAUAAUUAAUUUUUAAGCAUGCAAAAUUUUGUUGUCACUGAAAAAUAUUAAUAAUUGUGAAUUCAUGUUGUAUCCGACAAAUUAUCAGGAUGUCUUUAGUUGAAGGAUUUGGGAAAUACUAUCAAAAUUAAUUUCCUAGGAAAAAAUUUAAAAACAUACUUAAGUACUAUGGGUAGGCUGAAACAUUUCCAUGUUCUCUCUGCAAUUGUAGACACAGGCUUAAUUGUAAGGUGGCAUUCUACAUUGAUUGCCAUCUCUAGGCUUGCAGUGGGUGGUAUUAACCCAUAGAGAGCGAGUAGUUACGUAUCACAUAGAUGAUGGUUAUGAUGCAAACAGAGAUUCAGCUGUUUUAUUGUUCAGUUUGUCAUGUUUGUAAUAGGAGUGUCUAUUCUGCCUGUUUAGACUUAAGUUAAACCUUCAUCUUUUAUAUUGUUUCAUAGAAAGAGUCUCCUAAAAUUGUGAAACUAGUUCUUGAUAUGUUCUAUGAGUGAUGUGGUCAUCAGCAAUAAAAAAAAAAUGACUUUUUCUUAUUUGUUAGUUAGAAGAGAGGAACUUGCUUGGCUUUAAAGUGUAUUUAUUUGCCACUGAAGUCUAAAUAUGUAAUCUGUUUCUUAUUGAGAAGUUAAAUAUAUAUUUUACUUAAAAAUUUUUGGUCACCUAUAAUCAAAUUUGACUUGCAGUUUAAAACAAAGGACUAAAAAGCAGAAACCAAGAUAGCUUUUGUUUUUAGUAGUUUUUGACUUUUAGUAGUGUUGAGGGACCAUGUCAGCAACUAUCUAUAAACUCUAUAAAUCUUCAGUUAGAGCUGGCAUUUCUGCAGAUGCACAGACAUGUGAGAUCCUCAGAAAGGAAGGAUAAUCUAAGAAUAUAGGAAAUCAGCAUUCCCCUCCUUUCAUUGUAUCUCUUAUAUUUCUAAAAAUGAAUUAUAGGUUUUAAUGUAGAAUCUUAUUUAUUUUUUCUUUCUGAGGUAUUAAAAUAUCUAGACUGAAUUUUGCCAAAUGUUAAAGGGAGAAAAGUUACUGAAGACUUCGAACAUUUGCUUUUUGUGACUAAGCUUAUGUUUCAUUAGUGCCUCUUGACUGUGUUUGAUGUCCCUUAUUGAUACUAAGUGAGCCUGUGCCUUCAUCAUCUUGCCCAUUUGGUACAAAUGUCAACCUGUGUUAGAAAAUCUCUGACUGUGGGUUUUGGAAGAAUAUACCUGAAUUCUACUCAAUAAGUUUCUGGACAUGAAGAAAAAUACAGUCACAUAUUUAUAAAAUAGUUGUUACCUGGA
Messenger RNA from Ictidomys tridecemlineatus (thirteen-lined ground squirrel), 2925 nucleotides. RefSeq names its product reticulophagy regulator 1 (gene Retreg1). Gene Ontology annotation, cellular component: endoplasmic reticulum membrane. NCBI's taxonomy places the organism in Eukaryota, Metazoa, Chordata, Mammalia, Rodentia, Sciuridae. The record is from RefSeq and is a predicted model, not a curated record. Gene Ontology annotation, biological process: negative regulation of neuron apoptotic process; reticulophagy.